Messenger RNA from Uloborus diversus, 2790 nucleotides. Its product is annotated as rho guanine nucleotide exchange factor 38-like. Gene Ontology annotation, cellular component: cytoplasm. The record is from RefSeq and is a predicted model, not a curated record. The annotation marks the transcript as partial. Gene Ontology annotation, biological process: intracellular signal transduction. Gene Ontology annotation, molecular function: protein binding; guanyl-nucleotide exchange factor activity. Lineage: Eukaryota; Metazoa; Arthropoda; Arachnida; Araneae; Uloboridae. The transcript is spliced from 17 exons.
CAAAAAGAAAAAUUAAUGGAACAACGUAUUACUUGUAGAAAUAAACUGCAAAGUGAAUCUCAUCAAACUUCAAAUGCGUUUGCAUCAAAUGAAAUAAAGACACAAAUAGCUCAGCUAGAUGCAGAGAUAAACGAACUGAAAAACGAUAUUGAAGAAUUACAAAAUUCUACAAAGUUAAAUUCAUCUGAAAACAUGCAAAGCACAAGUGCAGUUGAUGAAGGUAAUUUGAGGGAGGAAGAGGUUGCAAGGAAAAAAGAAAUUGAAAGGCUAAGAAGAGAACAGGAGAAAAUGAAGAAAAUGAAGGAGCAGAGGGAAUGCAUUAUUACAGAGUUAUUGCAAACUGAACGUGAUUACAUUUCUGAUUUAAAACUUUUGCAAGACACAUUUUUACGUAAUCCUGAGGAAGCAAAAGAGAAAGGAAUUGACAUUGUAAUUCUUUUUGGAAAUUUGGAUGAAGUUGUUGAAGUUGCCAGUCGUUUGUUGAGAAGACUGCAGAAGGUAUCCAAGGAGACUGGAUUAAUUGGGGAAUGCUUUGUGGAUGUUGGCGAAGAAAUGAAAGAAGCUUAUGGACACUAUUGCAGAAACCACGAUGAAGCCCACUCUGUCAUUGACAAAAUCGAUGUCCAUUCUUCUGCUGGACAAUAUAUUAAUCAAAAGUUGGAAAUUUUGAAAAUGCAAACAAAUUGCUUUGAUCUCCCAGCAAUGUUAAUUAAACCAGUUCAGCGAAUUUUGAAAUAUCCUCUGCUUUUAAAUGAACUGUUGAAGUGCACUGAAGACGGACACCCUGAUAAACCAGCCCUCCUUCAGGCUGUGAAUCUAAUGACUGAUGUUGCAACUGCUGUUAAUGAAUUUAAGAGAAAAAAAGAUUUAGUUUUCAAGUAUCGCAAGCAGGCCGACACAAGUCUUUCUGGACGAAUAUCGAAACUGAACAUGCAUUCUGUGGCUAAGAAAUCAUCACGACUUGGCAUGAGACUGUCGAGCUCUUUUGGGCUUAAGACACUUGUCAAAGAUCAAGAGUUUGAAAAAGUUGCCAAGCGCUUUCAUUCUUUAGACAAAACUUUAAAAAUAUUUCAAAAAGAAGUGUGUGAAUAUUCUAAAAAAUAUGAGGAAUUAGUAGCCUGUGGUUUCAAUAUAGCUGAAGACAUUGCAGAUAUUUACCAGGAGAGGAAAUCUCAGCAGGAAGUCGAUCAGUUUAGAUCAGUUCAUCGAGUAAUCUUGACUCAGUUUUGGGAAUCUUUUAAACAAAAUAUUGAAAGAAAUGUGAAUUCACCUAUCAAAAUGCUGCUUCAAGCUUUUCGUGGCCCUAUAAAUUUGAUCCACAAGAGGCAUGAUAAACUUUUGGACUCCCUAUCAGCUACCAGCAAAAUGGAGAAAAACAGAGAUGUUACAAAGAUAAAAAUGCUUCAAGAAAGUUGUACCAUGGCAAAAAAUAACUAUGAGGCUCUAAACUCGCAACUCUUAGAUGAUCUCCCGAGACUGUGUGAUCUUUCUGUGGAAAUACUCUACGACUGUAUACGUUGUUUUUUAAGAGCAAAAAAGAACUUCAUUGGAAGAGCUUCUAUGCAGCUUUUUGGAUUGAUGGAUCUGCCUUUGCUUUUAGGAAACAGAAAUACGAGCAUUUUGGAGACCUUUCAAGUGAAGCAUACUCUUGUAACUGAUGAUCUGUGCCAAAUUUCCCUUGCUCAGAAACCCCUUCAAACGUGCAUCAAAACAGACACUCUGAAGAGGAAUUCUUCGCCAAGAGGCAGCAGGUUGAGCUUCGGGGGAGUGAAUCCUAUCCUAAAGUCACAGACCUCUAGUCAAAAAGCGGCCGUCAAAUCUGCAUUCCCUCAUACAGCCCUUUACACUGCAUGCGAAAAUUUUGAAGCUGCUGACAUUAUGGACAUCUCUUUGAAGAAGGGAAAUCUCGUCGGGGUGAUCAAACAGCAGGAUCCAAUGGGGAAUAGAUUACGAUGGUUUGUCGAUGACGGAGAUUCAAAAGGAUUUGUUCCCGCCAAGUGCUUGAUAAAACAUAUUCCGGAUCCCUCUAGCCCGACCGACGAUUCAAAAUUCUGCUCAAAUAUAAACUCAACCUCGGCAGCCGCUAGCGGCUCGAAAGACGUCCAAAAACUAUAUUCACUGCCGCAGAAAAAAAAUCCGGAAGCGAAGACCCAACCCAAACAGACAAACGUAGUCCAACCCAUUCGACCAGCGCCCACGAUAGCUUCUUCCCUGAGAGUGGUUGCCCCCUCCCGCUAUCCUCCCACUACCCAAAAUGCCGCCUCAAACCCUCAGCAGAACGCUAGUGCAGUGUCAGCAAAGAACUUCAGUUUGUCCAAGAACGACAAUAACGAACCCAUGCAUAGGUACGAGGAAAUAAACGAAAGCGCAGAUCCUCGGGAGCAGAGUGCGAGGACUUGUGAUACUGAUAAGAAUUCGUCGAGAGACCCGAACAUUCUCGAUGAGUUCGACCCGUAUUCUACCGGUAAGUUGCCAGAGGUUUAUGACAAUGUGCCGGACAAUUUGAACUGCUUGUACGGUUCUCAUCGGUAUGAAGAUGUGCCGGACAUAACGUAUGAUGAAGUUCCACAGGAAGAUGCGGGUGUGGGUUCUGGUGAGUACUACUAUGCUAUGUACGAUUUUUCUCCCACUGGGCCUAAUCAACAACCUCUCUAUAAAGGACAAGUAGUUUUAGUGCUUCACAAAUGUGACCUGAACAGUAACUCGGAAUGGUGGUUUAUUGAGGAUCGUCAUGGUAACAAAGGAUAUGUUCCUGGUGCAUACUUGAACAAAUAUUUGAAAGAUGUUUGA